CAACGUAUUUUAAUGUCGAUAGUUACAUGUUUAUUUAAUAACAUGUAGGCUAUUUAUUUGGGCUAUUUAUGUUAACUUAACCCCGUAUUAGGACGCUACACGAUAUAUAGAGCACUUGGAUUAGCGUAGUACAUGGACUUUCGCAAAAAAACAUUGUAAGUGGUAUGUUGCUGGAUUAGUAAUUAACAUUUAAUUCAUUCGACGGAUGCUAGGAUAUAACGUUUUUACAGAUAAUGCAUUAUUUAAUGCUAAAACUCAAUUUUAAUGACAAAAGAAGUGAACUAUGUUCAUUUAAAGCAGUCCAUUUUAUUUUCGCAAAAACUUGCUUCUAACUGAGUUAAGAAUAAACAGUGAAAUCAUUUACUACACGUAAACAUUAUAAAUUACAUUAUGUAAAUACGACAUUAAACCUUAAAACAUCGUAUCAGCGAGGCAAAAAACCCUCACUAAAACUGUCUGCACACCAGGAAGAUGAGUGGCUAUGGGAAGUAUUUUAUUUCUCAAAAAAUAAAUACGGAAGUUGUGUCAGACUUUUAUCCAUCAUAUAAAUACUCACAAUAUAUUGGUCAUCAAAAGUGCUGAAAAUUGGACGCUCUGUUAACAUUUCUUAAUUAUGUCUACGCAACAAGCAGGCAAGAUGAAGUGGACUUUAAUGCUAACGACGCUAGUUGCUGUGGGCGGUCGCCUAGAAACAUCGGAAGCAGCGAAUCCCGGGUUUAAAGCCCGGAUCACCAAGUCUGGUAUCGAUUAUGCUAAUGACGUAGCAGUUAAAGCUAUCACCAAGGUCGCCAGCACCAUCACAUUUCCGGACAUAAGUGGCAAGGCUAGUGGCGUCAGUUACUGGGUAAACAACAUCCGCGUGACGUCAUUUACACCACCAGCUAGCGUCAUUGGACUGGUGCCCGGUCAAGGCUUGCAAUGGACAGCGAGUGGAGCCGGGGCACAGGUGGAGGGAUCUUUCAGAUACAAGGCAAGUAUUAUUAAAGGGAGUGGAAGUUUCACCGCCGCUAUUUCCGGUGUCGGGUUCGAUUUGUCCAUUGAUGUCGGGGUUGACGCUUCUGGUCGUCCCAGCAUCUCCACCAGAAAGUGUUCCAGUAGCGUCGGUUCGGUGAACAUUAAGUUCCACGGAAGCAUCGCGUGGCUUCUGAAUCUCCUCAAAGGACAGGUUGAGAAGACUAUCCGGAACGCGCUGCCUACCCAGAUGUGCCAGCUGGCAACAAAGGCUGUCAACACGGAUGCCGAGAGAAAACUUGCCGACAUUCCAAUUACUGUGGCGUUUGACAAGUUCCUCCUCGACUACAGUAUGCUACAGGCACCAUUAUUCUCGGCGGCAUAUAUGGAGACAUUUCAUAAGGGUGAGAUCUAUUGGAAGACCACGCCCUCUGAGCACGCCCCAUUUCCCGCCCCUCCCAUGCCCGAGACAGGAGCCACUGACCGGAUGUUGUACUUGUGGGUGUCGGACUUUAUGUUUAACACGUUGGCCUAUGCGGCCCAGACCAACCGAUACCUUCAGUACAACAUCACUGCGCCUGACCUGCCCGCUAGUGCUCGGGGUUUCCUCAACACGACCUGUGCAGGCGUCAUACCAACAUGCAUCGGUAGCCUCAUCCCUGCGAUCGGUCAAAAGUAUCCAAACAGUCUUGUAGAUCUGCGUUUGUUCAACGGUAUCGCACCUGUCAUGGACGUCAGUUCCGCCGGUGUUGUUGUAAAUACCUCAGGAGUAAUUGAACUCUACGUGCAUAAGCCGGGUACAAACGACGGGGAAGUGUUUCUCGUCUCAUUCAGAGCGAACUUGACUUUCCAAACAGACGUUUCGAUAAUAGACUCAGUAAUACAUGCCAAGAUCUCUUAUUUAAAAUUGAAUCUCAAAACGGCUCGUUCAGAAGUUGGUCCCAUUAGUGAUCAAUUCAUUGACUUUCUGAUCAAGAAUGCUCUCGACUUGUACCUGAUACCCAAAUUGAACGACUACGGUUCAAAGGGGAUAACUCUUCCAUUCCCUAAAGAGGUGUCAAUAAAAAAUGCAGCCAUCAUACUCGCUCAGGAUACCAUCGUAAUCGCCACUGACGUCGCAUACACACCGUCAGAACAACGGGAUGUCGAUGGAGCGUUGAAAUUCGUGCCAUACGACACAAUCGGUGACGUCAAGAUCGAUAACAAAAAACAUCGGUGACGUCAAGAUCGGCAACGACAACAUUGACGACGUCACCAUCGCUGAAGACACCAUCGGCGUUAUCAGAGCUUAAGUCUUAUUGGUGUGUGAAGUCUUGAUGGUGAUGAUAUUAUCAUUCGUUCCAGUAAAUCUACAUGUACAUCAAAUACAAAACAAUAAGCUGGACUUCGUAGAUCUAUACACUCAAUUUACACAUGUAUGUUCGCGAUUUAUGGUGUACUGUUUUGUUUGCAGUUAGAAAAAUAUUUGUUAACGUAAGAUGCAGGGCAAUUCAUUAUCGAAGAUCCAUGCAUAAGUACCUUUAUGAGUAAAACAACAACAACAACCUAGUGAGGAGGAUCCGUUGUCUGCAAAUAUUUGCAGUCAUAUUUUAACAUUUUGUACGUCUGCUCACUGAUCACGUGGUAUACAUAUAGAUCGACAACAGUAGCCUGGCACUCUUGAACUUUUUAACCCUUUUAUGCCAAGGUGACUCUCCUAUCCUUCUAAAUUGGAUCAAUUUAUUUCCAAAAUUAGGGAUGUCUAGUAUAUUUAUUUCUAUAAUUAGAAUAUUUCUUACAGAAAUUCCUUUAAGCAAACAGCGCAGACCCAGAUGAGACGCCGUAUCGUGCGGCGUCUCAUCUGGGUCUUCGCUGUUUGCCAAGGCCUUUUUAUAGACGCUAGGCAUAAAUGGAGAGUGAAUUAUACGCUUGGAGUGUUUCCUGUAUUUGCAUUCAUGUUUGUUCGUGCAUGUUUUGCAUGGGUUUUAUAGAGCCAUAACAAUAUUCUUGGUGGGAUACGCUUAUAUUAAUUCAAAUCGUUUCCAGUAAGGAUACAAAUUUAUAUUCAACGUUACCAUAUAUUAAAUGUAUUCAUGCAAAAACGUUAGUGCAAUGAUUAUGUUUGCGACCAUUACUUCUCGGAAGAUUAAUUAAAACACUUGAAAGGUUUCAACGGAUGCCGUUCUCUAGCAAUCGAUCUAGUUAGUAUAUCUAUCUAUUAAUCCGUUUGUGUACUGACAAACCUGACGUGUAUAUAAAUUAACUCGUGGUUGUUUAUUAAGUCAAUACGAUUAUAUAUAAAAAAUGCGUAAAGGAA
Messenger RNA from Dreissena polymorpha, 3247 nucleotides. RefSeq names its product lipopolysaccharide-binding protein-like. NCBI's taxonomy places the organism in Eukaryota, Metazoa, Mollusca, Bivalvia, Myida, Dreissenidae. Gene Ontology annotation, molecular function: lipid binding. The coding region runs from base 614 to 2170 and encodes 518 amino acids. The transcript has 15 exons. The record is from RefSeq and is a predicted model, not a curated record.